Messenger RNA from Ectocarpus siliculosus, 1467 nucleotides. Lineage: Eukaryota; Phaeophyceae; Ectocarpales; Ectocarpaceae. The record is from the annotation of a GenBank genome assembly.
AUGGUGUCGGACCGGCCCUUCCGGGGGCCUGAGGCUGACGUAAUCGAGGAGAUGGACUUCACGGGCCUGGGACUUCUGGAUGACCUGGUCGAUGCCAUGGAGGAGUUUGGGUUCGACAGCCCUAGCAAGAUCCAAAGGAAAGCCAUCCCGCAGAUCUUGAACGGCGGGAACAUCGUCUUCGCAGCUUCCACCGGCUCGGGCAAGACCUUGGCCUACCUGAUGCCCCUCAUCCAGCAGCUGAAGGUGGAGGAGGCGCAAGCGGAGGAGGGCGGCGAGUCGAUUCGCCAGACCAAGCGGCCGAGAGCCAUCGUGCUUGUCCCGACGAGGGAGCUGGCCAUGCAGGUGCUGGAGGUGGCGAAGCGGCUGUCCCGCUCUUGCAAGUUCUCGUCGUGCGGGGUGGUCGGGGGGGAGGACUACGGCAAGCAGAGGCAGAGGCUCGCCGGCACCGUUGACAUCGUCGUCGGCACUCCAGGUCGUCUGCUGAAGCACCACGAGGCUGGAAACUUUUUCAUGAGCAAGGCGAACUACGUGGUCGUGGACGAGGUGGACACGAUGCUCACGCAGGGCUUCGCAGCGGACAUCGAGAAGCUCAACCGCCCCUUGCUCGCGAACCCCAACCGCCGAGACAUGGCACAAUUCAUCUUCGUGACGGCGACGCUGACCAAGGCUGUCCGGAAGCUCCUUGGGGAAGAUGGAGACUACUCCAAGGUUCGGCAAGUAGAAACGAGGGACGUCCACCACACCCUCCCCAGCUUGAGACACGUGAUGAUCGACAUCAAGGGCAGGGACAAGAUGUCGGCUCUCAUCGACAUCGCCCAGCAGCACCUCAAAGACUUCAAGCGAACGCUGGUGUUCUGCAACACGGUCAAGAGCUGCCGCGCGGCGGAGUUCGGUCUAAGGGAAGUAGACGUCAAGGCCUUGUCCUACCACGGGGAGGUGCCCAGCGACGAACGGUCUUCCAACCUCGAGAGGUUCAAGGCCGGCCAAGCCAAGUAUUUGGUCUGCACGGAUAUCGCUUCGAGAGGGCUGGACAUGCCAGACGUGGACCACGUUGUCAUGUUCGACUUUCCGCUGAACCCUAUCGACUACUUGCAUCGCUCUGGGCGUACGGCACGUAUGGGGGCCAAGGGACGCGUGACCUCGCUGCUGGCCAAGAGGGAUCUCGUCCUGGCCGCAGCGAUUGAGCAGGCCGUGCAGUCGGGGCUACCGCUAGACGAGCUGUCGUCGAGAAGGACGGACUACGCCACGGGAGGGAAGCUGGGACCACUGUUCGGUCGCAAGGGCAAGGUCUCCGUUAAAGGAAGCCAUCACAGUCUCAAGCCAUCUCCUUCAUCGUCGUCGCCUCUGCUGGUUGUUAUUGUUCUGAAUUUCAACCACCCCCCUCGUGGCUACAUUCACCCUGGCGCGCCCCCCUGUAAAGGCGGUCAUGAACACCCGCGCAAGAGGCCAGGUCAACGAGAGAGGUGA